Molecule: messenger RNA, 2418 nt
Organism: Lachancea sp. 'fantastica'
Lineage: Eukaryota; Fungi; Ascomycota; Saccharomycetes; Saccharomycetales; Saccharomycetaceae
Source: the annotation of a GenBank genome assembly
AUGAUUGUCCAUAUAGCGUCAAUUCUUUUAUCCAUUUGCACUAUUGCAAUUGCGGGUCAAGCUCAUGCCGCUAACAAUGGUGUUGAGGACUAUGCCAAAUAUCAAGACCAAACCUUGUUGUGGGCACCAUACAGAUCGAACUGCUAUUUUGGCAUCAGACCACGGUUCGUCAACGAUAAUCCAUUAAUGAUGGGUCUUAUGUGGUUCGAUUCAUCGAGCGUAGAAGGUAUCAAUCAGUUAAGACACCAGGUUGACAUGGGUGAUAAACUCGACAAGUAUGGUUACGAACUCUACGAUCCAAGACUCGGAGGUCGGGAGGUUAUAAUUGACAGUGCCAACAACUUGAACUUGACAAUUCACUUUGUGAAAAGUCGUAAUGGUGAAAACUGGGCUACGAGGGUAUCAGGACGCCCGCUGGAUGCAUCUAAGGGCAAAGUGUCGUCGCUUGUCAUGUACUUCAACCAAAAUGGUGACCAGGGCAGUCUUAACUUGGAUUUGACCAAACGUCAAGAUAAGCAUCAUACGAAUUUGGUGGGAACUUCUCGAGAACUCGGUGACUACGAUCUCUCCAUAAAGGACGUCUCUGGAAACUACUACAGCAGAGGCCCAGCUCUGGGAAACGAUGCAGACAGCUCGAGAACCUCUCAUAUGUCUUUCAAUGUCCCAGAUGACCAAGUAUGGAAAGCUCGCGAUAUAUUCCAAAGUAUGCUGGGAGAAUCAGUCCAACAGCUGUUGUCGACUGGCAACAAAAUGCAUCCCUUGUCUCUGCCCUCCGCUUUGAUCGCUAGAAACAUCAAUAACUUUCCGGCCGGAAACUUCCAUUUCAUACAGAAGACUUUUGAUCUGGAUCAGCCUUUUGAAUUUGACAUUAUCUACAAUAAAAAAGGUUCAAAGCAGCGCAUCAGCUCGAGUGCUGAAUUGACUGCUCUAAUUUCUUGGACCAUGGAUGAGCUUGAAAUGCGUUUCAACCAGAAAUUCACCAUUGAAGAUCCGAAAUAUAAGCAGUUUGCGCAAGAGACCUUAGCGAACUUGAUGGGCGGCAUUGGAUAUUUCUACGGUACACAAAUGGUUGAUCGUGAAACAGAGUUAGACGAGGAGCAAUUUGAGAAGAUUGAGCUCAAGAGAGCUCAAGAGGAAGGACCACUACAGCUUUUCAGCUCCGUUCCUAGCCGAGCUUUUUUUCCUCGCGGUUUUUAUUGGGAUGAGGGAUUCCACCUAAUCCAAAUGAUGGAAUACGAUUGCGACCUUGUCUUGGGUAUCUUACAGAGCUGGUUCGAUCUUAUAGAGGAUGAUAGUGGAUGGGUAGCUCGUGAGCUUAUCCUGGGCAAUGAAGCGCGUAGUAAGGUUCCGCAGGAGUUUCAGGUCCAAAGCCCAAACAUAGCCAACCCACCAACACUAUUACUAUGCUUCAGUGAGCUGCUGAGUCGAGUUUUGCAACAUCGCGAAAUGGCUCUUGAGUCGACGGAUGAUGAGUUUUUUGUGGACGGCUUGCAAACAGAUCAGUUAUUAAGACGGCCUGAGGUGCUCACCUCGUUUGCCAAACGAGUUUAUCCAAAACUAGCCAAACACCAUCAAUGGUGGACAGAAAGCCAGAAGGGUCUUGUUGAAGAAUACAUGGAGGCUUUAGGUGACAAUAUCCAUCCGGACGAAGUGUUCAGAUGGACGGGAAGGACUUUCUCGCAUUGUUUGCCAAGUGGACUUGAUGACUACCCUCGCAGUCAGCCCCCAGACGUUGCUGAACUGCAUCUGGAUGCGCUGGCUUGGGCAGGGGUUAUGACGAGAUCAAUGAAACAGAUCUCUGAAAUCUUAGAGAUGCCCAACGAAAUUGAAAGAUUUGCCCAGAUCGAACGAAACAUACUUGAGAACAUGGACACCAUUCACUGGAGUGAAGAGGAUCACUGCUACUACGACGUUACCAUUGACGAUGACAAUGACGACCUACGGCAGUUUGUAAGACAUGAGGGGUACGUCUCGCUGAUGCCCUUCGCUUUGAAGCUCGAACCCAAAAAUUCUGAUAAGUUACGCUGGUUCGUAGAAUUGAUGAGCGACGAGAACAAGCUGUUUGGGGAUUACGGAAUCUUGUCGCUAUCAAAAAUGGAUGAAUAUUUUGAAACAGGCGAAGUUUAUUGGAGAGGUCCUGUAUGGGUCAACAUGAACUAUCUGUUUUUGGACAGCCUUGCGUACUACUUCGGGGAUGGCGGUAGUAAUCAAGAUGCCAAGACGGUCGAAAAGGCAAGAGAACUCUACAAGACUCUGAGAGGCAACUUGAUUUCCAAUAUGCAUCGGGUAUGGUCCCAAGACGGCUACGUAUAUGAAAAUUACAAACAUAACACUGGUAAUGGUAAUGGGGUCCAGCAUUUUACCGGAUGGAGUUCUUUGAUUGUAAACAUAAUGGGACGGUUGCCAGAAAGAUUGUAG